AAUUUUGAAGUAGCUUGACUGUAACACGCAGAUGUAUAAACGUUUAUAGUAGGUAGGAUUUCUUUCUCUAGAUAGUCAAUAUAGUUGUUAUAGCUCUGGACUGUAAAUCCCUGGAACUUUAAUACUUCUUUACGAGCCCAGUUUACGUAUUCUGAGAUAAAUACGCUGAAAAGCGAGGAGGUUUCUCCCAGCAGCAGCCUCUCCCUGCCCUAGCAGCUUUCGCACCGCUGCGCUCGCACCUUACGCGUGGCGAAGCACGCCUCACGGAAAGAAACAUACACCAUGUCUUCUGUUGCUUCAUCCAAAGAAGAUACAAUGUCGUCUGAGAAAGCAGACGAGAAACAACCUGAAGCUGAAAACAAAGCUGAGGAAAGUGAUGAAGAUGAAGAGGAGGAAGAAGAGGAGGAAGAAGAAAAGGAAAAGAGCCUCAUUGUUGAAGGAAAAAGGGAGAAGAAGAAGGUAGACCGGCUGACCAUGCAAGUAUCCUCAUUACAAAAAGAACCUUUUACAAUUACACCAGGAAAAGGACAAAAACUUUGCGAAAUUGAAAGGAUACAAUUCUUUCUGAGUAAAAAGAAGACAGAUGAACUUCGGAACCUGCACAAACUCCUCUACAACAGGCCAGGCACUGUUGCUUCCCUAAAGAAGAACGUGGGUCAGUUCAGUGGGUUUCCAUUUGAAAAAGGAAGUGACCAAUACAAGAAAAAGGAGGAAAUGUUAAAAAAAUUUAGAAAUGCAAUGUUGAAAAGUAUCUGUGAAGUUCUUGAUUUGGAAAGAUCAGGAGUUAAUAGUGAACUGGUAACCAGGAUCUUAAACUUCUUGAUGCACCCAAAAUCUUCCGGCAAGCCAUUGCCAAAGUCCAAAAAAACACCAAGCAAAGGUGGUAAAAAGGAGCGCAGUAGCACUGGAACAACAAGAAAAGCAAAACGCACCAAGUGUCCAGAGAUCUUGUCAGAUGAAUCUAGCAGUGAGGAAGAUGAAAAGAAGGAAAAGGAUGACUCUUCAGAAGAAAAAGAAAGUGAAGAGGAGCCCCCCAGAAAAGCAUCCAAAAGAGAAAAAUCUAAAAAGAUGACUUCCAAACCCAAGAAAGCUGUGAAGGGUGCUAAUGUCAAGAAGGCUGAUAGCAGCACUACUAAAAAGAAUCAGAACAGUUCUAGAAAAGAAAGUGAGUCUGAGGAUAGUUCAGAUGAUGAACCUUUAAUUAAAAAGCUGAAGAAACCACCCACGGAUGAAGAACUAAAGGAAACUGUCAAGAAAUUGCUGGCCAAUGCAAACUUGGAGGAGGUCACAAUGAAACAAAUUUGCAAGGAGGUGUAUGAAAACUAUCCUAGUUAUGAUUUGUCUGACAGAAAAGACUUCAUUAAAAAAACAGUCAAAGAGUUGAUUUCAUGAUCUGGUUUGACUGUGGGAAAUUGAAGAUUCCUGAUUUUAUGUUCCCAUGGAUUUGAAGAUCUGAUAGGCACCAGCAAAAGGAAUGUGUCUUACCCUUGUGGUAUUCAGUCAGAGUUGAUUCUGCUGAUCUAAUGCUAAGAGUGUUGAUGUAAAUCACGUUGUGUAUCUUUUUUUUUAAACUCAACAUGCAUUUGAUGCAGUUUUUAGUUGAACAUACUUAAGUUUUGUGCAUGGCAAUAAGUGUUCCCUUUUUAUAGUUUUUGUACAUUUUGAAUUGCUUUGUAUAAUUAGAUUCAUUAGAACCAUCAUAGUUUAGUCUGCCUUACUAGCUUGCAGAAGAUUUUAAAAUGAAGGUGAAAGCUGUUUAUCUGUGGAUAUACAUGCAGAGACUGGAAUAUUGCAGUAUUGGUUAUGAAAGAAUAUUUUGAAUACAUAUCCAUUCUGAAAAUAACAAGAGUUAGUCACAUGUUAAUGUCUUUUAUAUUCUGAUACAUUCUACAGAUACAGAGUUAUUCUAAAUCUGGAGUACUGUCUUGCAUGUGUAGGCACUGAGACAACUGCUAAAGCAUGGUAACUAAUUGGCAUAUAGAUGUUAUUUUUGUACUUUUAAAAGGCUUUCUGUUGUGUAUAUAAAGUUAUUUCAGAUUUCUUUUGUGCAAAUCAGUUUUUUAAUCUUGUUAUCUUGGAGGAUUUCUGACAUGAAAUGUCAUUGUUCAGCAGUGAGGCUGUGAUGAAAAGUGGGAUGCAGAAGUUGUGUGAAACUACGAGUUGAGGUUUUACAGUGUUUUUUCCCAUCUUACCUUGUACAGAAAUGAAACUGUAGUUUUAUACUUAAGCUUUUCACCAUUUAACUUUGUACAAAGACUACAGGUACAUUUGUUUCAAUGGCUUGACAUAUUAAAUAAAAUCCCUCUAAAGGCUAUAGGGAAAUUUUCAAAUUUCA
This is a messenger RNA of Cygnus atratus (black swan), 2335 nucleotides long. It is a transcript of the gene DEK, whose product is annotated as DEK proto-oncogene. Gene Ontology annotation, molecular function: DNA binding; histone binding. The record is from RefSeq and is a predicted model, not a curated record. Gene Ontology annotation, biological process: chromatin organization; regulation of double-strand break repair. The transcript is spliced from 11 exons. Bases 283 to 1392 code for a protein of 369 amino acids. Gene Ontology annotation, cellular component: nucleus. Lineage: Eukaryota; Metazoa; Chordata; Aves; Anseriformes; Anatidae.